AUGGAACCAUUUGAUAAUGUGACUACCUAUUUUAGUGGCUCUAAAUAUGCUACUUUAUUAAUUCCUUCCCCUUUAAUUCAAACCCUUAAGUAUAUAUUUGCUAAUGUUGAAAUAACAGAUGAUAUUUUAAAUAAAGAGGAUAAGCCAGAUACGGCUUAUUACUUUCGCCACGAAGAAUCAUCUGAUGAUGAUAGCAAUGAAUUAGACUUUGAAAUUUCCAAAACUUUAACAAACCAUCACCAAAUAGAUUCAAAUAGAGUUACCCCUACUAAUUCGUCAAACAAUUUAUUACAAAAUGCUCAAGAAGAAGCUAAGGCUGAAUUAACACGUCAAUUUGAAUUAUUAAUUGCUACAAAUUUAGAACAAACAGCAGUAUCAAUAUUCGAAACUUCAAAAAAUAGUGAUAUUUGUCGUGGUCGAUUAUAUUCAUCAAUUUUUGGCACUUUUACAAACAAUCUUAACUUUG
Dentiscutata erythropus is the source of this 466-nucleotide messenger RNA. The record is from the annotation of a GenBank genome assembly. Lineage: Eukaryota; Fungi; Glomeromycota; Glomeromycetes; Diversisporales; Gigasporaceae.